CGAUACUAAGUAACGGAAUGAUUGAUCAAAACAAUUAGACGACAUUAAAUUUUAAGGCUGAACUCACUCGAUUUUCCACUCACGCAAAAUGAAGACAGUAGUUGGAAUUGCAAUUAUAUUUCUGGUGUCACAAUGGGCCGAUGCAAUUAUCAGGAUGAGAACUUGCUUUUUUGAGUUAGGUCCAUGCGGAGUUACAAAUCAAGAACAUCUUAGUGCACAAUGGGUGAGAAAGGAAUCGGAAUUAGGAGGGAAAAAAGGAACUAUGAUGAUUUUGGAGACCAACAUGACCAGCGCUCAUUUGGGUCGAAUGAUUACACCUUAUUUUUCAAUUUAUGAGAAAGAAAAGAUAGCUUGUCUCACUGUUGAAUUUUUCUUCUCGGGCGAUGGUGCUAAGUCGUUCGAUAUUCAACAAGAAACGGAUCAUGGAAUUAUUCCUGUUUACGCUUCCAGUCGUAGAUCAAACACAUGGCAAAGGGCAGUUAUCGAUAUUGAUCUAGACCAAUCAUUAAGGUUCUUUUUCUCUGCCACCGUCGAUCCAUCUGUUAGUGAAUACGCUGUAGCAGUAAAUUGGUUUGAAGUUAAGUUCUCUAGAAGGUGUAAAGUUGAAUAGUUGUAUACUCAAUUCAUAUUUGAUGUGCAUAUACAGCAAACUGUAUCAAAUAAAUUAUUUAUGAGCCCAA
Messenger RNA from Parasteatoda tepidariorum (common house spider), 680 nucleotides. RefSeq lists its product as uncharacterized. Lineage: Eukaryota; Metazoa; Arthropoda; Arachnida; Araneae; Theridiidae. The record is from RefSeq and is a predicted model, not a curated record. Gene Ontology annotation, cellular component: membrane.